Rhipicephalus sanguineus (brown dog tick) is the source of this 2605-nucleotide messenger RNA. RefSeq names its product BTB/POZ domain-containing protein 2. The coding region runs from base 261 to 1781 and encodes 506 amino acids. Lineage: Eukaryota; Metazoa; Arthropoda; Arachnida; Ixodida; Ixodidae. The transcript is spliced from 6 exons. Gene Ontology annotation, molecular function: protein binding. The record is from RefSeq and is a predicted model, not a curated record. Gene Ontology annotation, biological process: neurogenesis. Gene Ontology annotation, cellular component: P-body; cytosol.
UCCGCAGUUAUAUUGCCGUAUUGGUUUUACGCGCAGAAAUUAGUUUCUUACUGUGUAAGCUACUGUUUGCAGUCACUUCGCCCGACGUCCGCCUCCCUUUAGGUGGAAAAUGAAGUCUCGCGGAGAACCAGUUUAGCCGCGCAUCGUGCAAAUGCUGUGACUGCCUGGCAUCGUUUGUCACCCCUGUCGUUCAAGCUGGGAAAACUGUAGAUUGGGGGGGAAGAAAAGCCGUUGUUGAGCUCACGUACAGGACCCGCAUUAUGGCUGGUACUGAAGAGGACACUCCCAGCAACUUGUCGUCCAACGAAAGUGAUGCACCGGCUACCCAGGCGGUCCAGGGAAAAUCAUUUCAGAGCCCUGCGAAUGCCUCACCACCAAUGAACCGUCGAGGCAGUGAUGCAUCACAGUGUCUCACAACCAAUGGUGUGCGAGCACGCACAGAUGAUCCACUAGCAUCCAUUGCAUCAAAUAGUAGUCAAGUGCCGUUCAACUGGCAAGCUUCAAGAAGCACCGUGCAGGAGCGGCUGUCCUUCCUCUUCAACAAGGAAAUUCUCAGUGAUGUCCGCUUCCUGGUUGGCCGAGGUGCACAGCAGCAACGGUUACCCGCCCACAAGUUUGUACUGUCCGUGGGAAGCGCUGUUUUUGACGCAAUGUUUAACGGGGCUUUGGCGACAAAUGCGGAAGAGGUAGAGCUUCCCGACGUGGAGCCCGCUGCUUUCUUGGCAUUGCUCAAGUUCCUGUACUCUGACAAAGUACAGAUUGGUGCCGAGACCGUGAUGACCACCCUCUACACGGCUAAGAAGUACGCAGUGCCGGCUCUCGAGAAGGCCUGUGUCGACUUCCUUCAGCGACAGCUGAGCAGUGACAACGCCUUUCUGCUUCUAGCACAGGCACGGCUAUUUGACGAGCCUCAGCUGGCUGCGCUCUGUCUCGACACUAUCGACAAGAGCACAGCGGAGGCCCUCGCAGCAGAAGGCUUUGUGGACAUUGACCGGGACACCCUGUGUGCUGUGCUUGAGCGAGACACGCUCCGUAUACGGGAGGUGAAACUGUUUGCCGCUGCUCUGCGCUGGGCGGAGGCGGAGUGCGUGCGCAUGGGACGUCCCGUCACUGCUGACAACAAGCGCGCUGCUCUUGGACGAGCAUUGUUCCUGGUGCGCUUUCCGCUCAUGAGCAUCGAGGAGUUUGCUCUGGGACCAGCGCAGAGUGGCUUACUGACAGACAAGGAGCUAGUCUCACUGUUCCUACACCUUACGGUGAACCCAAAGCCACCGGUCUCAUUUCCAGACAGCCCUCGCUGCUGUAUUUUGGGCAAAGAACAGGUGGUGGCACGGUUUCAGCAGACUGAGAGCCGUUGGGGCUACUCUGGAACAUCCGAUCGCAUCCGGUUUGCUGUGGACAGGAAGAUCUUUGUGCUGGGCUAUGGUUUAUACGGGUCUAUUCAUGGCCCUUCGGACUAUGAUGUCAACAUUCAACUCGUUCAGACAGGCUCCGGCCAAGUGCUUGGCUCGCACGACACAAGUUUUAACAGUGACGGAUCACCAGCCAGAUUUCGUGUGCUCUUCAAGAGCCCAGUGGAAGUGGCUCCAAACGUCAACUACACAGCUUGUGCCACGCUCAAGGGACCAGACUCUCACUACGGAACAAAGGGCUUGCGCAAGGUAACGCUCGACUGCCCACGUGGGAGCAAGGUUACGUUCCAGUUCACCUAUGCCGCUGGAAACAAUAAUGGCACCUCUGUUGAAGAUGGCCAGAUUCCAGAGAUCAUCUUCUUCACAUAGUGCGUCUGGCCGAAAUGGCUCUGCUGUGCCGGUGCAUUUAAGACAGACUGAAAAGCAGCACUCUAGCGUAACCUGUCCCUGAGGACUGUAAACGGAAAAUUGCGUGAAAGCCUCACCGUUACCUGAGCUAAAUGCGCGUAUACCUUGGUUGUGGUAGGAAUGAUCUGCAUAUGUGGAAUUGGAACUGGUUACCCGUGUUACCUUACGUGGGUGUGCUUAGAUGUUGAUUUAUGUAGCAGUAGCAGUAUCAUUAGUGCCCUUAAAAUGCGAUGGCAUUGCUUCCCACCUCUCAAGAGUUGUGUACAAGAAGUGUGGAGUACCAAGUAUUGUCAUGUGCGGUAGGACAGAAUGCCUGUUGGUAGGACUGUGUGAACUAUGGUCUUCAAAAACGAAACAAAUGCAAUUAUUCUAUAGUUGUGGUAUUGAGUUGGGUAUAACAAUACCUUCGCAUACUUCUCAAUUGUUUAAAAAUAUUUUUCAAAUAGGAAAUACUUGUGCUGGUUCCUGAAGUGGAUGGCCACAAACCCCUCUGCUCCCUUCUUAAUAAUUUCCUUCUAACUUACUUUAAAGGGCCCCUCACCAACUUAUUCCAUGUUUUGUUGACACACUUGAAGAUGUCUAAGGAGCGUUAAACCAGAAUAAUUUUUAUAAUUAGUUUAUUAUAGGAGGAGAUAGAAAAAAUUGUCUUUCUAGCACCUUACUAAAAGGAGAGCCACUGUUUUGCUUUGCGGUGCUUUCAGUGGUGACAUAGUGCACUCCGCAUUGAAUCAUGAACCGAAGUCAUGUACAGUCAAACCUGCACUGAACUCUCAAAAAUACGAGAA